Molecule: messenger RNA, 1623 nt
Organism: Entamoeba nuttalli P19
Lineage: Eukaryota; Evosea; Mastigamoebida; Endamoebidae
Product: SH3 domain containing protein
Exons: 1
Coding region: 1-1623 (540 amino acids)
Biological process (GO): actin cortical patch localization; plasma membrane tubulation; endocytosis
Cellular component (GO): Rvs161p-Rvs167p complex; actin cortical patch; medial cortex
Molecular function (GO): protein binding; lipid binding
Source: RefSeq, a predicted model, not a curated record
AUGAAGACUGCCCUUGAUAUUGUUAAUAGAAAAAUUUACUCUGCAAGUAAAAGUGUUAAAGAAAAAAGAAAUGAAGAGAUAAAAGAAGUUGACGAAGAGUUUGAAACAAUUGACAAUGAAUUUAAAAUUCAACAAUGUCAAUUUCAACAUAUUAUGAAUUCGUUAUCAACACACUUAAAUGUUAUUAGAAAAACACCCCAAAGUCUUUUGAAGAUUGGAGAUUCUUUUCUUCAGAUAUUUAAUCAAGAAGAUGACAUUUAUAAUCACGUAUUACAGUUUAACUCUUCUUGUCAAAUUAGACAAAUGGCUGAAUAUGAUUAUGCUACUGCAUAUGAAAUAUUAUAUUCUAAUGCUCAUUCAUGUAUUAUUCAAUAUAAUGAAUUAGAGGAUAGAAAAAAAAUAAUGAAAGAUAGAAAGAUUGACUGGGAAUUAUCACAAAACCGUGUCAGAGAAAUGAAAAAAAAGAAAAACCAAAAAGGUAUUGAUGAAUUACUUGAAAAAGAAGAAUUUGCAGAUGUUGCUUAUCAUGAACUAAGAAAUGAAUUAAUCCAAGACAUGUGUCUUAUGAUGAAUAUGGUUGUUAAAUAUAGAAGUACAUUAUUUCGUGCUGUAGUUGAACUUGAAAUGAAAAAAAGAGAUGGUGUUAAUGAAGCAUUAUCUAUUAUAAGUAAAUUUGGUGGAGAACAAGGUGCUGCCCCUCAGUAUGUUAUUACUGAACCACUUCACAGUUAUAUUAGUGAAUUACAUUGUUAUGAUCAUAUUCAAAGAAGAAAACAUAAAAUAACCACGUCAUCAUCUUCAGGUAGUACUAGUGUUUCUGCAAAACAUGUGCCUGAAAAAACAUUACCUAAAACACCUUCAAAACCAUCACUAAUGAGUCAAGAAAUGAAAUUAAAAAAUGAAAUAAUUAAUGGCAUUAAGAAAGAAAUUGAAGAAGAAAGUCAGUAUAAAAUUAAAAAAAAUGAGACUAUGGUUUCUUCUUCUCUUGGUCAAUCACAAGAAGAAAAGAAAGAAGAAGGUCAACUACAACAGGAAAAAGAAAAAGAGAAUAAUGAUAUUAUAACACAUAAACCAGAACAUAAUGAGAAAAAAGAACAAAACCCAUUUGAUAGUGGUAGUGAAAGUGGUGAUAUAAGUACUGAAAAGGAAGAAAAUAAAACAUUGGAAAGUAGUGAAUCAAGUCAAGAAGAAGAUAAGCUACAUAGUACAUCAUCAGAAAAUACUGAUGAAAGUAGUGAAGUUAUUACUAUUCCAGAAGAAAAUAAAAAUGAUGUUAUUGAAGUUAAUGAAGAACAAGAAAAAACAAAUGAGAAUAAUCAAACUGAAGAACAAAAUGAUAUAAAUCUUCAAAAUAAUCAAAACAAAACCCAAGAUGAAACAAAAGAAAUAACUCAAAACUCUUCUACUCCAAUUGUUUCAAAACCAGAAGAAAUUCCAUUACCAAAUCGACCAAUUUUGAGUAUGAAAGCAUUGUAUGACUAUGAAGCAUCUGACUCUACUGAAUUAUCAUUAAGAGAAGGUGAUAUUAUUAAUAUCUAUGAUAAUUCUGGUGAUUGGUGGAUGGCUGAAUUAAAUGGAAAACGAGGCUUAGUUCCAGCUAAUUUUAUUGACUAUAUUAAAUAA